UCUUGCUAUGUCGCUGAUAGUCGCUGGCUCAAUGAACGAAGUUUGCCGAACUACCGCUGGAUGGUAGAUGUCGGUGAUCAGCUGCACGGAAGUUUUGUAAGCACAAUACUACGUUGUGUCAUGUAGUGACAACAAAGCACAUUGACUGCUUUUUUGUACGCUAUGCUCUGUCGAAAGCGACAGCCAGCUGAAUCUGCACAAGUGCGGAUCACUUACUGAAAGGCGGGUUUUUAACCAUGCCCACGCACAGGCAUUCAUUCCACGAUGAUAUUACCGAAGCGUCAUCUGACACCUUCAGUGUGAUCGGUCAUGUCCAAGUGUAAACCGCUGCACGUGUCGUACAGUUUAGUUUAGCCGGAAAAUGCUUGUGAACGUAGUCAAUGGAUGACUGUAAUCGUGCUAUCUUGAAUAGCGCCGUGUAUGAAACGCGCAGGGUGCGGGCCCAGUCCUCGUCGUCUCGUCAGACGAACUGUGCCAACAUUUGACUAAUGUGAAUGUCGUGUGCAUUUACGCGCGUUUAUUGUGCCUUCAAAACUUAGCAGGCCUCUCGCAACGUCAGGAGGCGCGAAAAGGAAGGGUUUGCGACCAUGGCCGACGUCUCAAGCUUCAAGACAGCCGAGGAACACUGUUCUGCUGCAGUGGAGCCAGGCUUGCCAGUGCCGGUCUCAAUGAGUCCGGGAGACAGUGCAGUUUGGCAUCUUCCAACAACCGUUGAGGAGAUCGCCAACCUAUGCGUCCGGUGCACAUCCUGUGGAUCUCAGGUUAAUCAUCAUCGCAAGAGCAAGUUUUACAAGCACAAGCUUCUAAGCGUAAUUGUUUGUAAGCGGUGCUACCAGUAUUAUGGUGAUGGCCAGUUUCGGCAGCCAGGAGCUGAUAGUGACGAGUACUGCAGUUGGUGUGCGGAAGGUGGUAUCCUGAUUUUGUGCGACCGCUGUGGCCGUGUUUUCUGCAAAGAGUGCAUAAGCUGGAACUUCUCCUGCCAAGAGCUGAAUCGCAUCGAAUCACUGGACGAGUGGCAGUGUUUCGUGUGUGAUCCAGCUCCACUUGAACCUAUGGUGAACUAUGCCAGCGUGAUCACUGACUACAGUCGACACCUGAAGAAGCAGAGGCCCUCCUCAAGCUCUCGUAGCGAGAAGCCGAAACUUUCCGAAGCUGACAUGAGGAAGCUGGUGCUCGAUAAGGCGAGAGAAAUCAAGCAUUCCCUUUCAGAGCUAGCCAAACGACCAGAAGGGUUCCUUGCAGAAGCAAGCAAGCUGCUUCGCGACCAUGCCAGUGCUUUGUCUUGCUUAGCUGAAAAUGUGGAAACCUGUCAGAGGCAGCAGCUGAGGUCUGUAAAACGUGCCAGCAGAAACAAGCACGGUAAAGACAGUUACCAUGAGGCUUCACCGUCAAUGUGCUCUCAGCCAGGUGUCAUUGCAACAACUGGGGAUGAAAGGGUAAUUGCAAUUGGUGGAGAGCAGCAUAUCGGCGGACCUGAAGGAGACAACUCGACAGAUAUGCAAGUUCAAGGGAGGAGUGAGCUAUGCUCUCAGGAUAAAACCAAUGGUCCAGAUGUUAAUGCCGCUACUCAUAUGAUAGGUGUGCCAAGCAAUUAAGAAAGAAAUCAACAGUCCGGAAGCUAGCUUCAGGCACGAAGUACCGGACGAAUCUACAAUCAAGACAGAAAUCAACAUUGCAGAAUUUAGCUCUCAAACUGAAAUGCUGAAUGUGUCUGAAAUUAAGGUGGAACCAGGCAUGGAUAGAUGUUCUAUACAUUCUGUUGCAGGAAAUGACGAUAGUGACAUUUGUGGAAGCCUGAACGGCCCACUAAUCAACUCCGAUGGGGAAUUGUCAUCUUUGGCUGCAGAUAUCAAAUGUGAAGAUGUUUCCAAGAACCUCACUACGGGUAUCCCCAUGGAGAGCACUAGUGAGCACUGCAGCAUGACUUUCAAGAAUGAGGACAAGGAUACUGCUUCUGAAGUAGAAAACAUUGAGGAAAUUCCACCGAGUGGAAAUGCUUCCUCAUUUGUGGAUGAGCUGAGUGCUUCUUCAAGCGACAGCGAUUUUGACUGUGGCAAAAAGUCCUCAGCCUAUAACUUUGUUAGGGAAGUCAAAUCUGGCAGCAAACUACCUUCUUCGGAAGAGGAAAGUGAGACAAGUGAGAGUUCUGAAACCGUUGAAGAGUGGGAGCAAACGACUCGGUGUGCAACUCGUAGGCGGCCUAACGAUAGCAAGAAGAGGCACUCCAGAGUCAGCAGAUCUGCCAGAGCAAAACGCCCGAGGAGGUCUAGUUGGCUCGCGAGUGAUUCCAGUGGCUCUUCGAGUGACACCAGUGAUUUCUCGGGUGAAGAUGACGAAUGGUGCGAUUCAUCGCGGAGAAGACCUCAAGCUCGUAAACGCAAGAUUCCUACGAAAAAGAAGUGUGCUUAUCGAGCUCCACCUCCUUUGUCGGAAGAAGUCCUCAAGAGAUAUCUGGACGAGGCGUUUGAGAGGUAUCAGGAUCCAAAGCUCACAAUGCGUGUAACUGUGGAUGUGGAACGCCUUGAGGUCGAUCAUUCACAGUAUGCUCCAAUGAGAACGACAUACGAGACAGAUGAGUGGAGUGGUGUGGAGGAACUUGAGGAUGCUUUCAACACUGCAAAGACACGGUCGUAUGAUUCAAGUAAUGACGGUGAUGAUAAAGAAGUUGAGGUAUCGCCAACAAAGAGCCAGGAUGCUGAUGGCAAAGGGCGCAGAAACAUUCGCCGACUCAUCUCAGACGAAGAGCUUGCUCAGCAGACCAAGGCAGCUGCUCAGGCCGAAGAAGAAAGAAAACGGCGCAUCGCCGAAAGGCGAAAGCUGUACUACGAAGUUCUGGGAACCGAAGUUGGAGAGACUCAUGAGAUGACGACGGAACUGGUGCUUGAAAUGGACCUGCAGACAAAGGAACCCCUUGUGCGUGUUGAUGAAAAGCUUGUCAAGUUCAUGAAGCCUCAUCAAGUGAAAGGUGUCAAGUUCCUCUAUGACUGUGUCAUUGAGUCAUUGGAGAUGCUGAAAAAGGACCCAGAAAAAGGAUCUGGCUGCAUUUUGGCUCACUGCAUGGGACUGGGAAAAUCAUUCCAGGUGAUAUCUUUCUUGCACACAAUGAUGACCCACAAAGAGGCUGGUCCAUUGCUUAGCACUGCCCUUGUUAUAUGUCCCUACAACACUGUCUUCAAUUGGGCUAAUGAAUUUGAUGUGUGGCUACAUAGAAAUGGACUGGACAUGAAGGUGUAUGAAGUGUCUUCCAUGAAAGUAAAUUUGCAGAGAGUGGAGGUGCUGGAGAGGUGGCACCGUGAAGGUGGUGUGGCCAUCAUUGGCUACAGCUUGUUCUGUCAGCUCAUUAAAGGGAGCGGCAAACGAAAGAAAACGGCACUGCUCAGUCGAUACAGAAAAAUCCUCCUGAACCCAGGGCCAAGCCUUGUAGUUUGUGACGAAGGACAUGUGCUGAAGAAUGCCAACACUGGCUUGUCCAAAGCCCUGAGUACCUUGAAGACUGGCCGAAGGAUUGUGCUGACUGGUACCCCCUUGCAGAACAACCUGACAGAAUAUCAUUGCAUGGUGAGCUUUAUUAAACCAGGACUCCUUGGAACAAAGACUGAGUUUAUCAACCGAUUUGUGAACCCUAUUGCCAAUGGACAGUGUGCAGACUCCACUUCUCAUGAUGUACAGCUCAUGAAAAAGAGGGUUCAUAUCCUUCACCGUCUUCUUGAAGGAUUUGUACAGCGCUGUGACAAGACUGCCCUGGCUCCAUACCUUCCUCCGAAGCACGAGUAUGUGAUCCUGGUACGGCUGUCCGACAUACAAGUGUCACUGUAUCGGCACUUUCUGAAGAACCUAACGCUGGGUGCCGAUGACCAGCGAAUGAACAACAUUUCACUCUUCACGGACUACUUCACCCUGCAGAACAUUUCCACGCACCCUCUGCUGCUUGAGCUUAGUGAUGACAGGGUUACUGCCAGGGAUUUUCUCAAUGAUGGCGAUGAGGAAGAGAGUGACAGUGCCAUUCCUUUUGUCGACGACGUGGUCUCAGAGAAAAGCACAUCCGAUUCAACUGAUGAGGACGUUGAAGCUGCAGAUAUCGGAGAGCCAACUGCUCAAUUGAAAGAAGGACGUGAAAAGGAUGACAUGGAUGGUGAAAGUGGGGCUGUUAAAUCUACGUCGUUAUACCACACGAGGAGUCGAGGGGACGUAGACAACCGGCCACCUACACCACAAGAGCAGAGAAAGAAGCAAUGGUGGGAUGAAUUUGUCUCUGAAGAAGACAUCGAGAAGCUGCAGAUCAGUGGGAAACUCACCUUAUUUUAUGACAUCCUCCAGGAGUGCGACGCCAUUGGAGACAAAGUUUUACUUUUCAGCCAGAGCCUGCUGACUCUGGACUUAGUGGAGAGGAUGCUCAGCAGUGCAACGGGCGGACAGCAACUGGGAGAGACCGAAACAGAUGUCGCAGACCCCGCUGACCCAUUGAAAGACUGCCACAACACAUGGGUGCUGGGCGUCGACUACUUCCGCAUUGAUGGUGCCACAUCGGUGGAUUUGCGCUCGCGCUGGAUCAGCAUGUUCAACGAUGAAAACAAUCAUCGUGGUCGUUUGUUCCUUGUGUCGACUAGGGCGGGCUCACUGGGCACUAACCUUGUGGGUGCGAACCGUGUGGUGCUCAUGGAUGCCUCGUGGAACCCCACGCAUGACACGCAGGCCAUCUUCCGUGUGUAUCGGUUUGGCCAGAGGAAGCCAGUUUUCAUCUAUCGCCUACUUGCUCAGGGGACUAUGGAGGAGAAGAUUUACUACCGCCAGGUGACCAAACUGGCACUGGCUUGCCGUGUGGUGGACAAGCGACACGUCGGGCGUCUCUUCAAUGCAGCAGAGCUUGUUGAUCUGUACACAUUCAAUCCAGUGGGAAAGGAUGAACCACAGUCCACACCCAAGGUGCCAAGCGACCGGCUUUUGGCAGAGCUGCUGAUUCGCAACAGAGACUGGAUUGUGUCCUACCAUGAGCAUGACUCACUGCUCCAGAAUGACAAAACAGAAGAACUGACGGAGGAAGAGCAUAAGUUAGCCUGGGAAGAGUACAAAAAUGAGCGUGAUGGAAGACUCAUUGCCUCAGCAACAGACACUACUUUGACGCCUGGGGCGGCAUCCAUGGCAAUGAAAAUAAAGCCAACCAGCCUACGCCGACUUACUCGAGAUGGCAAGAAAGCCAGAAAACGUCGUCCAGCGCCAAAAGUUAUUCGGAUACGAUUGCCCAUGGGCGCGGGGGCAACAGCAUUCAGCGACAUCCACUCCAGUGUUCGUAAACUCAUCUAUGGGAGUGAUGAGAAUGACAACCACAGGCGGCAUGAACUUUGUGACACAGAAUUUCGCUGACACAAACUUCACCAAUGUACUCAUGGCACCAAGGGUUGUACAAGUACCUAUGAAGAUGGCUGCGAACACUGUACUAGCUGGAUCGACUGUGACUGCUUCACCGGCAACCACCUCAACAACUGCUGUGGCAUCACCGACAGUGCCAACGAACCUGGUCAUGAUGGCACCCAGUUACAUCGACACCAGGACGAUGAAAUUUUGUUACUCAAAACCAACGGUAGUACAGGUGCCAGUAACAUUGCCCUUCAAUACUCUUUCAGGAGCGACUCCAGUACAAGGUGGCACCAAAUCAGUAUUCGUACAAAAAAAAGUGCUACAAGUGCAGGUACCAGUGAGCACUAGUUUGGCAGCAGCAUCGAGAAAAGUGGUACA
This is a messenger RNA of Rhipicephalus microplus (southern cattle tick), 5733 nucleotides long. RefSeq lists its product as uncharacterized. Gene Ontology annotation, cellular component: nucleus. NCBI's taxonomy places the organism in Eukaryota, Metazoa, Arthropoda, Arachnida, Ixodida, Ixodidae. Gene Ontology annotation, molecular function: ATP binding; ATP hydrolysis activity. The record is from RefSeq and is a predicted model, not a curated record.